AUGCGGGACUCGGCGACUAAACAGAUGGAGGCCUUCGUGGAGGUUCUUCGGGCCACGCCGGCGGUGCUGGGCCUUAUCCGUCUGUGUAUUGGCACACCAUCGGAAGUCCAACUGUAUACGGCUAGUGUACAGAUAGUAUCACGUCUGGUAGAGGCGACGAGUCGAGCGACGGACCCGGAGUUCAUCAGAGUAAUGCUGGCGGACUUGCUCAACUUGCAGGAGCUACUGCCUAUAUGCGUCGGUGCUCUGCGACAAUUGAACGUGAAUGAUUAUGAAUCGGUCAAGGCUGUGUUUCUGGUCAGCCAAAUGCUGCGUAAUGUGGGGCUCACCCAGAAGGCACUGCCGCCGGAUUCCCAAGCUCGAGUGCAGAGUGUGCUCCAGAGCACUCUGGGCAGCAGUCUGGCGGAGAGUCCCGAGUUGGCACGCUUCUACGAGGGAGUUGUGAAUGGCACUUUACCGCCUACGCAGCUCAGAGAGACACUCUUGCAAUGUGUCAAGAUUACCAUUGCUAAACUAGGUGGACAGGCGUGA
Messenger RNA from Perkinsus marinus ATCC 50983, 531 nucleotides. RefSeq lists its product as hypothetical. The record is from RefSeq and is a predicted model, not a curated record. The coding region runs from base 1 to 531 and encodes 176 amino acids. NCBI's taxonomy places the organism in Eukaryota, Perkinsozoa, Perkinsida, Perkinsidae. The transcript has a single exon.